Molecule: messenger RNA, 1158 nt
Organism: Rhopalosiphum padi (bird cherry-oat aphid)
Lineage: Eukaryota; Metazoa; Arthropoda; Insecta; Hemiptera; Aphididae
Product: zinc finger MYM-type protein 1-like
Exons: 1
Coding region: 1-1158 (385 amino acids)
Source: RefSeq, a predicted model, not a curated record
AUGAACUCUGCUCAAUGUUAUUCAAUACUUGCCGAUGAAACAGCUGACAUUGCGAACAUCGAAGAAGUAGCAUUGUGUGCAAGAUACCUAGAUAAAAAAAAUAUGAUAAUAAAAGAGGAGUUUAUUCAAUUCAUACCUACAAUUGAUACGACAGGAAAAGGUUUGGCAACAUUAAUAUUAGAAAGCUUACACACUUUUGGAAUAGAAACAAAGUACAUGCGAGGACAAGGUUAUGACGGCGCAGCUGCGAUGUCAGGAGAAUUUAACGGCGUACAAGCCUUAAUUCGUAAAACUCAUCCUCUUGCUUUCUAUGUGCAUUGUUCCGCACAUGUCCUUAACUUAGCGGUUUCAAACUCUUGCAAAGUACAUGGAAUAAGAAAUUGUUUGGAGACCAUUUCUAAAGCUCGGGAUUUUUUCAUUUUUCCUAAAAGAAAAGAUAUUUUAAAAACUCAAAUUGAAAACAGUGAUGAAAAAAUCUCAAAAAAAUCAUUAAAACGUCUUUGCGCUACCCGAUGGAUUGAACGUUACCAUGCAGUGAAUGAUUUUGAGGAGUUAUUUGAACAAGUAAUAGAAUCAUUAAAUCUUAUAUCAGAGUGGAAAGAUGUUGAGACUUCUUCGCAAGCCAGUAAUCUGCGUAGUGCAAUAUUAGAAGGUGAGUUUAUUAUUUCUAUGCUUAUAGUGGCUAAAUGUUUUAGUGUUGGUCUUCUUUUAUCGAAACAUCUUCAACGGGUUAAUAUUGACCUUGGCGAAGCGAUCAAAUUAGCAGAGGAUACAGUAAAAGAACUAGAAGGUUUUCGAAAAAAUGCUGAUUCUACUUUCCAAAAUAUUUUUGAAAAUGCUGUUUGUCUUGGUAAUACAUUUGAUGUUAAUAUAAGUAUCCCUAGAACUACAAAAAGACAAACAAACCGUGUUAAUGUUAAAACAGAUUCAAUAGAAGUAUACUAUAGAAUCGCUAUAUUUAUACCUUAUAUUGAAACAUUUAUUGAGCAAUUAAAAGCUCGAUUUACCAGUGAUAAAUCUAUUUUAGCUAAUUUUAAUUCACUCGUAAGUCUUAAUAUGGAUGAAAAAAAAUUGUUGUCAUUAACUGAAACAUACAUGGAAGAUCUUUGUUCAACUUCCAAGACAGUGUUAUUAUCGGAGUAUAAUUUGUAUAGUUGA